This is a messenger RNA of Elephantulus edwardii (Cape elephant shrew), 2112 nucleotides long. It is a transcript of the gene SYCP2L, whose product is annotated as synaptonemal complex protein 2-like. The transcript is spliced from 25 exons. NCBI's taxonomy places the organism in Eukaryota, Metazoa, Chordata, Mammalia, Macroscelidea, Macroscelididae. The coding region runs from base 1 to 2112 and encodes 703 amino acids. The record is from RefSeq and is a predicted model, not a curated record.
AUGGCGGUGCCAGCGGGGCAGCAGCAUUCGGUGCGGACCCUCAGGACGCGGGAGAAGGAAGAUCCUUUGCCAUCUGUCAAGAAAAAUAAGCAUGAGGCAGCCAAGGAUGAUGUUUUCUGGCUUCAAUCACUCAUUUCUGGUGUCUUGGAUGGUAAAGAUUAUCAGAAAAUAAAAGAAUACUUUCAAGAGAGAGUGUGCUAUGUUCCUCAAAAAUACGAUCAUCUUCUAUUACCUCAACUUGACAAAUCCAUACAUAAGGAACUGGAUCACCAUGAAUUUCAGUGUGUUUCACUCUUGCUGAAGUGCAUUCAGCAGUUCUUCCUAGAUGACUUCAAAGAAGAGGAGCCUUUGCUAAUUAAGCAGGGGUUGAUCCCAAAGAUGGUUUCCUGGUUUGAAAAAACAAGAGGAUUUCUCACCGAAAAAGAUGUAGCCUUAAACCCUGCUCUAAUUGCCACCACAGAUUUUUUUGACACAGCAUUGAUUAUUUCGAAGAGUAGCAGUAAAGGGAAAAUUCAGAUGUUGGAUUCCUUCAUAUUUUGUUUGGGAUUCCUGGUGACAGAACAGACUCUAACUCAUGUGAUUGGGCAGGAGGCCUUGACUACACUGAACAGUAUUUUGGCGACUAUACCUCGAGAAGAGAGAAACAAAUGUUCUGUGCUAGAAGGCACUCGUCUUUUUAUGAAAGACCUUGCAAGGACACUUUUGACUGUUGGUGAUUAUGAUCAGCAGACUUCUAUUUCUGAAGCACUGUGUAGACUGGUGGCUAAAAAAUCCAGGCAUGAAUUUGUACAUGAAUGGUUUGAAGAUGAUCUUAUUGCUGAUGUUUUUAAGAAAAUUAAGGACCAAGAAUUUGAGACGGACUGUAGACAGUUUCUAAAUCAGCUGAACAGCAGCCUUGGUGACCAAAGAAGGAUCUAUUCAUUUCCAUGUCUUGCUGCUUUUGCUGAUGGCCAUGAGCUAAAAAGACCAGAAAAUGAAAAAUUAGAGAAAUUUUGGAUUGACUUUAAUCUAGGAAGUUGGAGCAUAACGUUUUAUAUCCACAGUGCUAAGAGUGAACUGUGGGAAUCAGUAAGACUUUUCAAGGAUGCAGUGGCUAACUGGAACACAGUAGAAACUGAGAAGAUGAAGGUGCUCAUUGUUACUCUAAAGAAUCCCAUAAUUAUCAACAGCAAAGAAGUGAAGAAGACAGAAAUCCAUUUUGAUUUGCAAUUUAACAUAUCUCAAGUUUCCAUGAAAACUUUGGGAGAAGAUAAGCAGAUACUGCCAGAUCAGAGAGAUGUUUCUUCAGACAAUAUUGCUAAAGGAAGUGCAUCCCCUGAGGAAGAUUUCAUGAAAUUGGAAGAUCAGUGUCCAAUAACUCUCCCCUUUAAUAGCCAGGAUGAGCCAGCGUCUAAUUACAGGAAACACCUCUUAUCAGAUAGUUCUCAAGAUUCGAGUACCACCACCAGUGAAAGCUCUUGGACGAGCAAGCAGAAAAGGAAACCCCUAAGAUCAUAUUCUAACAGAAGGAAAAAGAGAGUCUCAAGUCUCAUAAAACUUCUGCCGCUUUCCCCUGUCAGGACAGGCAGUGAUGAGGGAAAAGACAAGGCUAGACCUCAUACACAAUCACAGAAGGAAAACUCCAGUCCAGAUGAAGACUUGAAUCCAAACAUUUUGGUCACUAAAUCCCCAGACAAUCCUCCUUUGAAUACAGAUGUUCCAGAUGGUGAUUCAGUGACAUCAAAACUUGCUGAUGGCAGUACUCCAGGCUCGCUUUCCUUGGUGGCCCAGGCAGAGGACUUGGCAGAAGGAAUUUCUGAUCCGUCUUUAGACUAUUUGCUGGAGAACCCAGAUAGUUCUGCCUUCAUCUCGACCUUUGAAAGCAUCACUAAAGAACUGAAAAGCAAGUAUGAGCUUAGGAACAGAAAGAGUCCACUUCUUUCCACAAGUGGAAUCAAAGUACCAGCUUGCCUAACAAAAGUUUUAAAGCAGAUACAUGAGUGCAGACUUAGUAAAUUACAGCAGUUCAACCACAUUGUUCUUCAAGAGCUGAGCCACUUUGAGGAGGAUAUUCAGGCCCUGGGAAACCUUGAGAAUGAUAUUCUGGUACAGGCCUGCUUGAAGAGCUGCUGA